This is a messenger RNA of Medicago truncatula (barrel medic), 1355 nucleotides long. RefSeq names its product cytochrome b561 domain-containing protein At4g18260. The record is from RefSeq and is a predicted model, not a curated record. Bases 392 to 1144 code for a protein of 250 amino acids. NCBI's taxonomy places the organism in Eukaryota, Viridiplantae, Streptophyta, Magnoliopsida, Fabales, Fabaceae. Gene Ontology annotation, molecular function: heme binding; transmembrane monodehydroascorbate reductase activity. The transcript has 4 exons.
AUGAUAGUGACCGACAUAUUCAAAUACUCAAAUGGCUGUUUACUCUUGAAAGAAACAUAAUUCUAAGCUGAAAUAUUUGUCCAUAGGACUUGAAAGGGUAAAUAAACUCUCUCAUGAGCUUACUCUUACCUCAUAUUGAUCUCAUACUUUCUUGAACUUGUGACAACUAUUUAGUUGCUCUCUCUGACAAUAAAGAUAAGAGUGCUCACUUCAUAGUACAACCCUCUCACACACUGAUAUAACAAGAGAGAGAGAGAGAAUGAGAGAGACAAAAUGAUAAGCCCCUUGAAGAGUACUUUAUGGGAGGCACAUUCAAUACUUGAAAUGCUCUAGUGUUGCAGCCUUAAAUCUCCACCAGUAUUAAUUGGAGAUUGAGUUGACCAAAGAUCAUAUGAAAGACAUGAUGGGAAUCCAGCAAACAAAGUUCAUUUCAUUCCUCUUUCAAGCAUGUCUUGUUUUGUUCUUAUUUCCACUUGUUAGUUCAUCUCAAGAGCACCAAGAAAUUUUAGGUGCUAAUUCAACAAACAAUGACAACCACAUUAAGCUGAGUCCAAGACUUCAAUUUGAAAUUACAUUACAUGGCUUUCUCCUUUGGGCUUCAAUGGGAUUCUUGAUGCCUAUUGGUAUACUUGCAAUAAGAUUAUCAAAUAGAGAGGAAAAUCCAAGGUGGCUUAGAAUUUUAUUCUAUGUUCAUACAAUUUUUCAGGUGAUUGCUGUACUUCUUGCAACAGCAGGAGCAAUCAUGUCAAUAAAAAAUUUCAACAACCUCUUCAACAAUAAUCAUCAAAGAUUAGGGGUUGCACUUUAUGGUGUUAUCUGGCUGCAAGUCCUAGUUGGUAUCUUUCGACCACAAAGGGGAUCCAAAAGAAGAAGUGUGUGGUUCUUUGCACACUGGAUACUUGGAACUGCAGUAACAUUCUUGGGUGUUCUAAAUGUAUAUAUUGGUUUAGCAGCUUACCAUGAAAAAACAUCAAAAGGCAUAAGAAUUUGGAAUAUACUUUUCACUAUUCAGAUAUCAUUGAUUGUAUUUUUCUACCUAUUUCAAGAAAAAUGGGUCUACAUACAAAAACAAAGAGUCAAUUUGAGUAAUGAACAAAGUCUUCCAAAUGAAAAAGAGAUGGUAUUGAAGGCUGGAACUUGUUAAGGAGCAAUGAACCAAUGCCUUACCAUAGUUUGAUCCAAAUUUCUACAUGGUAUAUACAAGUGAUUUGUAACACAUAUAUAGAGUACUAGUGGAUGUGAAUUUUUGAUUUAAGUGAGAUAAGAAAUAAUUCCUAUUGUUUUUUAUCAGGAAAGGUACAUUCAGAGAAUAUUGCAAGUUAAAUUUGGUGACUUGAAUAUUUUAUUUUGGUUUA